Xiphias gladius (swordfish) is the source of this 6561-nucleotide messenger RNA. RefSeq names its product Ras protein-specific guanine nucleotide-releasing factor 2a (gene rasgrf2a). The coding region runs from base 98 to 4027 and encodes 1309 amino acids. Gene Ontology annotation, cellular component: plasma membrane. The transcript has 28 exons. Gene Ontology annotation, molecular function: guanyl-nucleotide exchange factor activity; protein binding. Lineage: Eukaryota; Metazoa; Chordata; Actinopteri; Istiophoriformes; Xiphiidae. Gene Ontology annotation, biological process: positive regulation of GTPase activity; Ras protein signal transduction. The record is from RefSeq and is a predicted model, not a curated record.
CGGCGGUGGGAGCGGGCUGCGCCGCGGUGUGAUGCCCCGGGCGACUGCGCUGAAGUUGGCACCGAAAUAAUAAAGCAACCCCCGGGUGGACGUAGAGAUGCAGAAGAGCGUGCGGUACAACGAGGGCCACGCUCUGUACCUGUCGGUGGUCGCGCGCAAGGAGGGCACCAGGCGCGGCUUCCUGAGCAAGAAGACCACGGAGAACAGCCGCUGGACCGAGAAGUACUUCGCCCUCUACCAGAACGUGCUCUUCUACUUCGAGAACGACCAGAGCACGAGGCCCUCCGGGAUCUACCUGCUGGAGGGGUGCACGUGCGAGCGGGCCCCGGCGCCCAAGGUGUCCGCCGUCAGCAAGGAGCCCGUGGAGAAACAGCAGCACUACUUCCUGGUCGUCUUCGGCCACGACGGACAGAAGCCUUUGGAGCUGCGGACGGAGGAAGAGUCGGACUGCAACGAGUGGGUGGAGUGCAUCCAGCAGGCCAGCUACUCCGACAUCAUCGUCGAGCGUGAGAUCCUGAUGCAGAAGUACAUUCACCUGGUCCAGAUCAUGGAGACCGAGAAGAUCGCGGCCAAUCAGCUCCGCACUCAGCUGGAGGACCAGGACACUGAGAUUGAGAGGCUUAAAGCCGAGAUUGUGGUGUUGAACAAAGCCAAGGAAAGGAUGCAGCCCUACCAGAUCAACCUGGAGGAGGAAGACCCGGAUAUUAAGAAGAUCAAAAAGGUGCAGAGCUUCAUGCGUGGCUGGCUGUGCCGGAGGAAGUGGAAGAUCAUUGUUCAGGACUACAUCUGUUCCCCUCACGCUGAGAGCAUGAGGAAGAGGAACCAGAUUGUCUUCAACAUGGUGGAAGCGGAGACCGAGUACGUCCAUCAGCUGUCCAUCCUGGUGAACUGUUUCCUCAGGCCGCUCCGCAUGGCUGCCAGCUCCAAGAAGCCCCCCAUCAGCCACGACGACGUCAGCAGCAUCUUCCUCAACAGCGAGACCAUCAUGUUUCUGCACGAGAUCUUCCACCAAGGUCUAAAGGCCCGGAUCGCCAACUGGCCCACGCUAGUUCUGGCCGACCUGUUUGACAUCCUGCUGCCCAUGCUGAACAUUUACCAGGAGUUUGUGCGUAACCACCAGUACAGUCUGCAGGUGCUGGCAAACUGUAAGCAGAACAGAGACUUCGACAAGCUGCUGAAACAGUACGAGUCCAACGCCGCUUGCGAGGGCCGGAUGUUGGAGACCUUCCUCACUUAUCCCAUGUUCCAGAUUCCACGGUACAUCAUCACCCUCCACGAGCUGCUGGCGCACACGCCUCACGAGCACGUGGAGCGCAAGAGCCUGGAGUUCGCUAAAUCCAAGCUGGAGGAGCUGUCCAAGAUGAUGCACGACGAAGUGAGCGACACGGAGAACAUCAGGAAGAACCUGGCGAUAGAGAGGAUGAUUGUAGAGGGCUGCGACAUCCUGUUAGACACAAGUCAGACCUUCGUGAGACAAGGCUCUCUCAUCCAGUUGCCGUCCAGCAGUGAGCGGGGCAUGCUCAGUAAGGUCCGCCUGGGCUCCCUCUCGCUGAGGAAGGAGGGAGAGAGGCAGUGCUUUCUCUUCACCAAACACUUCCUCAUCUGUACCCGAACAUCGGGAGGAAAGCUUCACUUGCUCAAGCAAGGAGGGACGUUGUCUCUGAUAGAGUGCACUCUCAUUGAAGAACUAGAUGCCAGUGACGAGGACUACAACGCAGCAGGUCAGGGCUUCAGCCACCUGGAGUUUAAGGUGGUGGUGGAGUCUCCCGACGGUCAGUCCUUCUCCGUCGUCCUCUUGGCUCCCUCUCGCCAAGAAAAGGCCGCGUGGACCAGCGACAUCAGCCAGUGCAUCGAUAACAUCCGAUGUAACGGCCUGAUGACCAGCGUGUUUGAGGAGAACUCCAAAGUCUCUGUGCCGCACAUGAUCAAGUCCGAUGCCCGACUGCAUAAAGACGACGUCGACAUCUGCUUCAGCAAGACGCUCAACUCCUGCAAGGUCCCGCAGAUCCGAUAUGCCAGCGUGGAGCGCCUGCUGGAACGGCUGACGGACCUGCGCUUCCUCUCCAUUGACUUCCUCAACACCUUCCUCCACACCUACAGGAUCUUCACCACAGCGGCCGUGGUCAUUGACAAGCUGGCUGACAUCUACAAGAAACCGUUUACUUCCAUACCCGUCAGGAUCGAGCAACUUUCAUGUGAUCGUCUGUCCAUCAUGUCCCUCUGUCCUGACUACAGUCUGAAGAUCACGCAGCUUGCGCUGGAUCAGUCCAAGUCUCUGGAGCUCUUCUUCGCGACCAACCAGGGCACCUGGGGAACGGACCCCUUGAACAACAAGUCCCCGAGGCUCUGCCGCAAGUUUUCCUCCCCCCCUCCCCUCUCCAUCCCCUCUCGCACGUCCUCCCCCGUCCACUGCCGCAAGCUCUCCCUCAGUUCCCCGAUCAGUGUGAAAGCGGGAGCCUUGGACCUGUCCACUACCCCCUCCUCCUCUGCGGCCAACUCCCCCACCUCCAGUCACAGCCCCUCCAUCUCCUCUCCUCCUCCCGGCUCAACCAGGCCCCCCUCCGGCUUUUCCUCCCCUCCGCCCACCGCCACGCGCUCCCCCAGCCUCCCACAGGCCUCUGGGGUGUCCUCGCCGCCCCCCAUCACCACCAAGGCCCCGCUGGACCUCAGCCGCGGUCCCAGCUCCCCGGAGCUGAGCCCGGCUGCAGGGGAGGACGUCAGCGGAGAGCUGCCUCGCAUCGACGCCUUCUGUGGGAAGCUGAGGCGAAGCAUCCGCAGGGCUGUCCUGGAGUCAGUAUCUCUGGACAAGUUUAUUCCCGAGUCGCCCGCCAGCAGCGAGCCGGGCGACAUGUCUCCCUGCCGCUCCCCCUCGACGCCGAGGCAUCUCCGCUACCGACAGACAGGAGUCACAUCGGGGGAGAACUCUCGCUGUACGAUGUCGCCGGCCUCGGCGUUUGCGAUCGCCACUGCUGCUGCCGGGCAUAGCAGCUCCCAGGGUUUUAGUACAUCUGAGAAAGCCUGCGACAAAGAAUUCAUCAUUCGCAGGGCUGCUACCAACAGAGUCCUCAAUGUGCUGCGACACUGGGUCUCCAAGCACUCCCAGGACUUCGACAUGAACAGCGAACUGAAGGUGGGGGUGAUUAGUCUCUUGGAAGAGGUGCUGCGGGAUCCAGACCUGCUGCCGCAAGAGAGGAAAGCAACAGCAAACAUCUUAAGUGCCCUUUCUCAAGAGGAACAGGACGACGCUCAGCUGAAGAUAGAGGACAUAUUGCAAAUGGCGGAGAGUCCCAAGGCCGAGUGUUUUGAGUCUCUCUCAGCGAUGGAGCUGGCAGAACAGAUCACACUACUGGAUCACAUCGUGUUCAGGAGCAUUCCCUACGAGGAGUUCCUCGGUCAGGGCUGGAUGAAGGUCGACAAAACCGAGAGGACUCCGUACAUCAUGAAGACCAGCCAGCACUUCAACGAUAUGAGCAACCUGGUGGCGUCUCAGAUAAUGACCCACACUGACGUGGGCUCCAGGGCCAGCUCCAUAGAAAAAUGGCUGGCAGUGGCCGAUAUCUGUCGCUGCCUCAACAACUACAACGGAGUGCUGGAGAUCACCUCCGCUCUCAACCGUAGUGCCAUCUACAGGCUGAAGAAGACCUGGGCCAAAGUCUGCAAACAGACAAAGGCACUAAUGGACAGGCUGCAGAAGACGGUGUCCUCAGAGGGGAGGUUCAAGAACCUGAGAGAGACCCUGAAAAACUGUAACCCUCCAUGUGUGCCGUACCUGGGCAUGUACCUCACUGACCUGGCGUUCAUUGAGGAAGGAACGCCCAACUUCACCGAGGAGGGCCUGGUUAACUUCUCCAAGAUGAGGAUGAUUUCUCACAUCAUCCGGGAGAUUCGUCAGUUCCAGCAAGCACCAUACAGGAUAGAGCAUCAAGCCAAGGUGACUCAGUUCCUCCUGGAUAAGACACUAGUGAUGGAUGAAGAUACCCUCUAUGAGCUGUCACUGAAGAUUGAACCCCGAGUCCCACCUGGCUAAUUCAACUCAAUUUCAUACACAAACGAAUACACACAAACAUGAUAUUUUAACACACAUUUAAAGUCCAAACACAGGCAAACAAGGAACCGAGGCAACUUGAAAUUCAUUCUUAGUAAAGCAGGGGUCGUUACAUGAACCGCCACAAGGAAACUCAGGAGAAAAUGUGCCUUGUUGUAUGAGUAUCUGAUGUGUAUAUUUAGUGGACAGACUGGACUGUGUAACGUACACAGCUCUUUGCCAUACCAUUGUACAGUUAUGACUGUAGAAACAACCAUGUUAGCUUCUGAACAUGGCGCUAGAAAGUAACCGGUUGCUGCUAUCACACUGUAAAUACCAAACAAUCUGCCUCUGUAGUCUCACACUUAACCAUUGUCAGGUGAGUUUUGUAUUAUUUCUAUGAACAUGGCCAGGUUAAGGUGCUUGGGGGACAAAGACGAACCUCUGAGCCCCUAUCACCCCCUCUGUGGACUGUGUACAGUAUCCGUAUGCUGGACUAUUACAAGGCCCCAGGUUUGCUGUGUGGUAACUUCCAACUCACUUAACAAAGAUGCUUUAUCUAAGCACAGCAUUGAAAGUUGCUCACAGGUUGCAUAGGCGGACAAAAUAUCUCCUGCUUCCAGGUUUUUCAGGCCACAGAACCAGCACGAACCAGUAGAACAGUAAUGACAGAUUACUGUUGGCCGACUGUCGUUUUAAUAUUCUAUCCUGUGUUCCUCAAGAACCGCUCAUCCAAAAACCUUCACAGUCCACGCUGCACUUCCUUGUGCCCUCAACAAUACGCACGUGAGGCUGGAAGUCGAUCGGACGAGCGAAGGACAGAUGGACAUUUGUAGUUGGAUGUCUGCCCACUCACUGGUGGCAUCUGAACACAUACUGUCUCAGUGUUGGGUUUACAGCAUCUCUUGCUGCCCCCAGGUGGCCACAGAACCAUAGCCUGCUGCUUUAACAUACUGUACACUGGGCUUUAUGCUCGUCUGAGCUGUGAUGAUACAAAACAUCAGCUCGGAGUGUUUGUGAUACUCUGGGGAAAAGGGAAAAAAAAAAUUACCAUAUUGGCCCAAAUAUAGGACAGGCCUGAUUAUAAGAUGACUUGAAGAGUUGACUCCUGUAAGACCGACAGACUGACAGUUAGCGUCUUUCAGUCUGUUUGUUUUUUGUUUUUGUUUUUUUUGUUUGUUUUUUAGCUCAUCAUCUGUGACAGACAUGGUUCUUGGCUGUAUGACAGACUUUGUCCCUGGUUUAUUUCCGCAGUAAAGACGUGUCACGACCUUAUUUCCUCCCUAGCAGAGGGACACGUUACACCACCUUUCGGGAACUCCUGCAGGUUUGACCGGACUAACGGAACACUUUAAUGGCUGACUGGCUACAAAACAACCCGUAAUGCAACACCGCCUGUAGAGCACAGUGGUAUCCUCUCCAUCCAAAAAGAAUAUCUGAUGUUGUGACCACGUAAUUGUCCAGUCUUUGAAUAUAACACAGCCCCCGUUUUUUUUUUCAAACCUAAUAUCGCCUUGUGUUCGGGCCAAUACAAUAAAUUUUUUACUAGGAGAUCAAGAAAAAAUCUCUCUGAGCCAGAGGGUGUUGUAUCUUUUACAAUUUCAAAUGUUGCCCCCACGCCAAAAUAUGCCCCACAGCUGAGCUUUAAGAACAGCGUAAGCGGAAAUAGUGACGGUCUUAGAACUAGAGUUUUGACCCUAAGACCUCUUUUAACACAGGGGUUUUGACUGGGUCCCUGGGUGAGUCGGCCGGUUGGUAGCUCCGGCCUUUUGUGUGAAACAUUUGUGUGUGUAGAGACACGCUGGGUUUCCUAAACAGCUUGCGUACAGUCCAAAUAUUUAACCUACCUUAAUGCUUACUGACUCGUCUGUCUGUUGGUGAUGUUGAUGCUCGCGGUCACGGGAGACGCCGGCUCGGGCUUCACGUCAACAUUUUUAUAUCUUUAGCCGCCUGUUAACACAAAAGGUUCUAUGUUGUUGCAGUUGCUAUUCUGUCACAUUUGCAUGUUGCAGCAAAAAUCUCUGUAGAUUACAAACAUUCCAAAUCUGAAAAUAUGCUUGUCACGAUUAUAAGAUAUCGUUGCGUAUCUUGACAAUCAGAAACGUGUCUGCUACAAACCAUGUCUUUUCAGUUUUGUAAUAUUAGUCCUUUUGUACACAAAAGUUCGUGUCUGCUCUUUUUUUUUUUUUUUUAAAGAAUUGGCCCAAAAGACUAAGUUCAGUUUCUUUUCCAUGUAUGGCCAUAAUGAUUAGUUCCUUGUCGAUGUGAUCAUUUAAUCAUAUUCAUAUUUUAAACCUGAAUUAGUAAAAUCGUGAUAUCCUUGCACUCUUGAUUUGUGAAGAAAGUCAAUAGACUCUAAACUUGUUUAUAGCAUGAAUAUAGCAUGAUCUCCCCUCUUUCCUCCAGAUCACUGUCAUCCCGGUAGCCGACUGUUACUGACUUUUAUUGGCUUUAUUUAUUUGGACCCGUUCCUGGUGUCAGGAACCUUGUACUGUGUAAUGCAUUAGUGUAUGAGACCCUUGCUUUCUGACACUGUU